Messenger RNA from Elaeis guineensis (African oil palm), 4765 nucleotides. Lineage: Eukaryota; Viridiplantae; Streptophyta; Magnoliopsida; Arecales; Arecaceae. The record is from RefSeq and is a predicted model, not a curated record.
AUUAUGUUUAUAAAUAUCAAAAAUUUCUUCAUAACGAAGAGGUAUGACAAAUUAGUUGCCUCACUUGAUGUAAGGAUCAAGAAUCUCUUUGUAGAGAGGUUUGUUUGCAAAUGUGGGGAAAUUAGGCCCAACUAUGUUGCACAGUCUCUAGGUUGCAAUAGGGUCUUACCUUACCUUCUAUAUACUUCAGGUAGUGAUUGCCCAUCUGUUCACACCACAUCCUAACCCGUACUGGAAUCCCAAAGGCUGGUUAGAUAGUGGUCAUGUAGCAACACCAGAAAUUAUGCAGUGAUAAUGAUAAUGGGACUCUAUCCUUGGUAAUGAAAGCAGGCCAAGUGUUAAUAUUUGAUUUAAGAAAAGAUGAUUGUGGAGGCCAUUAAUUGGUCUUAAGGUUGGAUAGGGCUGUUUACAUCAUGUCCCUAUCCAGGAUAUAGAUCAACUAAAAUGAUGCCAUGUAGUCAAGCUUGAGGGAUACUAAAAGAUGACUAAAGGAUAGACCAGGAAAGGAACUGUCUAGGUUGAUCAAGUGACCAUGUGGUGCCACAUAAGAUACACCGAGUGAUAAAGGGAACUGGUCGUACCAAGCCGAAUGGGUACUCAAGGCAUAGAGACCAAGUCUGAAAGAUAAGUUGUGAAGUAUAGGCCGAUCGUGGCAUAGCCUACUUGACUGGCUAAGUGUUGAUCAUGUUCUAUGCUAUUCGCGUGGCUAAGUCAUCGGCAUGAUAUAAGGUGAAAACUCAAUAAUGGAAGUGAGACAAUUAUGAAAGGAUUAAUAUGUGGAAAGUGGAGGCAAAUGGGUAGAAUUGACCGUCGAAACCUUCAAGUGAGAGUGGAUGGGGUGGUCAUAACCAGAAAUGAUAAACAUCAAUGCUAGAGAUAGACAAGCAAUUGAAAAGUAGGAUGUAUAAAUGUUAAGGGGUCCUUUUGUCAAUCAAGAUCAACAUUUUUUAUUUUAUCUUUCAGUUAUCUUCUAUUAUCUUUAUUUCUCUUUUAGUUUGUAGCUAUUAGCAUAGCACUUUAGUUGUUGCAGCCUUCCUUAAGAAGAUAGCAUCUAGUAGCGAAAGCAUGGUUUGCUAUACCGUCCUGUGCUGUCCAGUAUAGACUAUGCUGUACUGUUCCGGCAUAUUAUCUCGUACCAUACCAAUACUCAAUACGCUAUUUCAUACCGUACCAAACUCUAUACUGACAUUAUAAUAGAAUGAUACCAAUAUGAGGUCCGAUAUCGAGAUGGUGAAUAUUGAGCAAAAGUUUUUGAAGGUUAUGGCAGUGGAGCCCAUUAUCAUCUGUCAUUUCUGGUUCGGACACCGGCGGCAUGCUUGCAUAUUGAUCCAGACGGAUUUUCCUUUCCACUCUUGAGAGGAAAAGAGGGAACACAAUCAACAAUCUUGCCGAGUUUGGAGAGCUAUGUAAAGUGACCACUUCUUCAUGGACAUUACCAUAAGGUAGAAGAAUGAUAGCAAAGCUUGUUUCACGAAAACUGGUUGCAAUCUUAUUGGUUGCUAUUUCCUCUAAGGUGGACUUCCUUGCAAGUCACUUUAGGUUGGUCGUUUCCUUUUGUUGCAUCUUUUUCACAUAAAUUAUAUGUCUUGGCUGAACUUCUUCCAAUUUGUUGUCAAACCACCUUUAUGUGCACAUUCUCGCAAUCCAUAAUACAGGAUUGAGUCCUAGUGCUUUCAAAGAUCAUCUCCAUUGCCAAAUGAGUUGGACAUAAUACAGAAUCCAGGCUUCUUGCUCUUGCUUAUAUUAAUUUUCUAGGUUAUGCCAAGACGAUAUUGUUGUCCCAUUGAGUCCCGAGCCGUAAUAUGUAAUUUUUUUCAUUACAUUAAAUUUUCAUUUAAUUAUGCAAUUAACAUUUCUUGAGGUUUCUUUUGUUGGUAAAAUUGUCUUACUUCUCCAACACGUCCGAUCAGUCAUGUAAAUAUCUUAUAGACCUUCUUUAAAUCAACAAUUAUACAGGGAACUGUAGCUGUAUAUUAUAAUGAGUGUCCUACUUCCUCUUUUAUGAUCUGAAAAGUUUUGAGAAACGAUCUAGAAAUGGAUGUCUGCAAUACAUGCAUGUGUGGUUUGUCUCCAAUAAUUGUUGAUGGAACUGUUGUUGGAGAAGAAGCUGUGGAUAUAAAAAGCGGAAGCAAAAUUAUCUCAGGGCCUGAGAGAAGUGGGUACUUGAGAUAUAUUUUUGAAGUAAUACCCUUUCAGCAACGUGACAGUAAAAGUUUACAGAUCUCUAUAGAUGUUGAGCAUGCAAAAUGCAGUAUAUGCUUAAACAUAUGGCAUGAUGUUGUCACUGUUGCUCCUUGCCUCCACAACUUCUGCAAUGGCUGUUUCUCGGAAUGGUUAAGAAGAUCAUCAACCCGGUCACAUGGUAAAAAUCAAAGUGUUGUCUGUCCGCAGUGCAGAGCCAUUGUACAUUCUGUAGGAAGAAACCAUUUUCUGCAUAAUAUCGAAGAGGCCAUACUGCAAACUUUUUCUUCUCUAAAGCGUUCUGAUGAAGAUAUUGCAUUGUUGGAUACAUAUGCUUCUGUUAAGUCAAAUCUUGUCUUGGGGAUGCAGAAAAAUCCAUCAAGGAAGAGACCUUUGACAUUUGCAAGUGAUGAAAGCAAUGACUUGGAGCUCCCAUGCCCCCAAUGUGGUGCUGAACUUGGUGGAUUUAGAUGCAGUCUGGCCACUGCUCACCUGCAAUGUCAAGGAUGUGGAGGAAGGAUGCCAUCUAGACCUGAAUCUGGUGUAAUUCAACAUUGUUUAGGGUGUGAUAGAUCAUUUUGCAGCAUUUACUGGGCCACUCAAGGUGUGGAUGCAGAUGAGUUUAAUGUUAUUUGCCAUCCAGACACAUUCAAACCAAUUUCACAACGUACCAUUUCAAGAAUACCAGAUUCGACACAUCAGAAUAACCGAUAUGAAAGAGAAAUCACAGAAAGGUGCAUACAGCAAACAGGGAAGACGUUGCAGGCUAUGAUCUCUGAUUGGAUCGUAAAAUUUGUCAAUAGAGAAAUUGACCGAACAAAUUUGCAAUUAAAACAUGCAGAGAUGAUCACCACACGGACGUAUCUUUGCAAUGAUUGUUACAACAAAUUCAUUGAUUAUCUCUUGUACUGGUUUCGAGUGUCAAUGCCUCGACAUCUUCUCCCACAUGAUGCAUCUGAAAGGGAAAACUGCUGGUACGGUCAUCUGUGCCGCACACAACACCAUAGUAGCGAGCAUGCUCGGAAGAGGAACCAUGUAUGUCGCCCAACAAGAGGCAACAUCAAUAUAUAGCCUUCUUUCCACUCACAUUAAUUCUCUAAUACAUGUAAGCAGUGUAAAUUAUCAUCUGUUUCUUCCAAGGUUAUAGUGUUUUUUGAUCUACAAUUGCUCAAGGUUAGAAAACCUAAUUAUGUAUCUAUCAGGGAUUAGUUUGCAUGCUUAUCUUCGUCUUGUGCAUGAUAUUUCCAGUUUGAGGAAGAGCUGUGUGCCGUAAAUUUAUGAACUAAUGCACCAUUUCUUCAUCAAUAACAUGAACAGGCUCAGGUCAGUUUUUUUCUGCUUAGGACAAGAACGUCUCUCUCAGUGAGUCAGUAUUCGACACUUUUUCAACCUCCCGGAGUCCAGAUUUUGCGCUAAAUUAAAUGUUGUGAUGUUAUAUGCUAUACCAUCCAGAUGCAGUAGCAAAAACUCGUCACAAUUGAAAGCACACGUCUCUCUCCUUGAAGACAAAGUCCUUUCCUGCAGUCAAUAAUUGAUGAAAGAAAAACCAUUUCAAAGAUUUGUCACAUGCAUCACGCUGGAUCCUACAACACCGCAGUAUGCUGCAUAUCGUCUGCAUUGUCGAUGAUGAGGUCAAGAUUCUUCACGGUUGGAGGGACCAAGGACCGAUGCGGGACCCACAGACGUGGAAAACGAAGGUAGAGUUAAAAGGUGGGGAAGGGACCACGUUGCGUGGUAUGAAACCCCACAAUAUCUAUGAAUCGGACGAGGGUGGGUCGGGUUAGAUUCUUUGGAACUUUAGGUAGCGUAUGAUUGCAAGCAUUUCUGCAGAGGCCAACCUUUCAUAGUUUUCGCGGAGUGAGUCACUGCAGGGUGAGGAGAUCUGAAAGUGUCUGAAGAUUAUGAGGCAAGAAUAUGCUGUUUAUGGAAUAAAACCAGGAACUAAUAGAUAGAAGAGUGCCUCAUCUCUAGAGCCUGCCACAAUGGCAGGUGGUCUGCCAAGAUCAUCGGCAUGUCAACUCAGGCCAGGUCAAUCUAUUUGUGCUUUCAGUCCUUGCACAUUCUUUGGUUACAGCUCUUAUCUAGAUUCUCAGCCAGUUCUCGUAUCAGGUCUCUCUUGGAUUUGGUUGUGUUCUGCCAAGUUUUAUGGGACCUACUCUUUUCAUAGGAUCAGAUUCCCACACUAAUCCAUGUUCUGCUCGUAUGACGAAUCCUAGCAACCUCUGCAUCUCUACUCGUAGGUAGUUCGGUUGUUGAUCAAGCAAAUCCCUGCUCGAUCCUCCUGUCCCUUGCUAAACUGCUAAUUUUGUGUGGAUGGAAUGCAGGGACAUAGAAACAGCGCUUUGAAUAUAAUUAGCCUCUCGUUGAAGGUGACAGUUUAUUACCAUUUCUUUUUCAUGGAUUUACAAGAGGGCUGGAUUAAAUCCUAUAGGAUUGGGUGUUUUAUGGGAAGGGGUAAUCAAUGUUGUUUAAUUGUUUACCAGUCACUGCUACGGGAGAAAAAAAAUGAUCAUGCUAGAGAAGCCAUGCAUUUAGCGUCUCAAGAUUUUCGAGGUACUUUUAACAUUGAAAAGAAAAAAAAAAA